GUUUUUGUGCGCUGUUAGCGACGUGUUCAUUCUAAAAUGUACAAGAUGAAACAACUAGCUCUCCACUUAUUUGUAAUCAUGUUAUGUGCGAGAAAAGUAUUGCUGCUUCGAUGUUUCAACUGCAGAGGUAAAGACAAAACAGAAUGUGAAAAAUACCAACGUAUACAAUAUUGCUCCAGGGAAAGUGGAGAGAAUUCUUGCCUCACUUUGUCAUACACGUAUACUAAAAAGGAUUCACCAACAACUGUAGUAACGAAGUCACACUACCGUAAACUAUGCGCACGUUCUUAUGGAGAACACUGUAACGCAUACUGCAAGUCAAGGAGAUUACUGAGAUACAAAGAGUGCAAGGUGGAAUGCUGUCGAACAAAUUUGUGUAAUCGAAUGAAAGUCGUAUUUGCACCGAGAAGCAGCAGUGUUGCAAAUGUUGAUCUUCUUUGUUUGUGGAUAUGUUUAACUAUUUUGUUUUUAAAAUCUUGAAACUAUUUUUGUGGUUGUUUUCGGCAAUUAAUAUGUAAUUUGGUCUCCCUUAGUUGUGCAUCUUUAACUUCUAAUUCCAAAGGUCCCUUGUGCGCGUGUGUUUGUUUAGCGAAGCAAAGCUUAAAAAUUAUAUCUCUCUAAAUAUAAGAAUGUUAGUCGUGCUACUUCAACCGCAAUUUUAAUUCAUGAGGUCUCGUGGUGUGUUUCCUAGUUAAGUAAUGUUUUGGUGAGAAAGUAAAGGUACGCCAAUCCAACUAGGCAUGUGUCGGAAGGUCCGGCUACUGUUGUAACACCUCCAUUGAUGUAAUAUGUUAUUAUAUG
Hydractinia symbiolongicarpus is the source of this 801-nucleotide messenger RNA. RefSeq lists its product as uncharacterized. The coding region runs from base 37 to 480 and encodes 147 amino acids. Lineage: Eukaryota; Metazoa; Cnidaria; Hydrozoa; Anthoathecata; Hydractiniidae. The record is from RefSeq and is a predicted model, not a curated record. The transcript is spliced from 3 exons.